This is a messenger RNA of Rosa chinensis, 591 nucleotides long. RefSeq names its product putative disease resistance protein RGA3. Gene Ontology annotation, molecular function: ADP binding. The transcript has a single exon. The coding region runs from base 1 to 591 and encodes 196 amino acids. Lineage: Eukaryota; Viridiplantae; Streptophyta; Magnoliopsida; Rosales; Rosaceae. The record is from RefSeq and is a predicted model, not a curated record. Gene Ontology annotation, biological process: defense response to other organism.
AUGGGAGGAUUGGGGAAGACAACUUUCACCCAAUUAGUCUUUAAAGAUGCACAAGUUCAAGCCCAUUUUGAUAUCAAAGCUUGGGUUUGUGUCUCAGACCCUUUUGAUAUCGAGAUUGCAAAGGAAAUCCUUGAACUUGUCAGUGGAAUAAAAUCUCAAGAUAGUUCAAAUGUGUUGCAAAAAUUGUUAGAAAGCAUCCAAGAAAGAAUAAACGGCAACAAUUUUCUCCUCGUGCUAGAUGAUGUGUGGACAAAAGACCAAACAAAGUGGGAGAGUUUAAGGUUACCAGUACUAAUGCAAACCUGUUCUGAAGGCAGUAGAAUUCUGGUGACCACUCAAAAGCAGGAGGUUGCUCGAAUGAUGAGAGCAACCAGGGACAUGAUCACUUUGGAGAAGUUGAGUCAUUUAGAUUCUUUGGAACUAUUCUAUAAUGUUGCAUUUCUGGAUAGGGAACAAGAUAAGUCCAACAAGGGGUUUGGAGAUAUUGCUGAGAAAAUUGUUAGAAAAUGUGACGGUUUGUCUCUCGUUCUGAAGACUUUAGGUGGUCUGUCAUUGCAUAAGCAAACAAUUAGAGAAUGGGAAGAAGUUUGA